AUGUUGACGGAUAUUGGAUUUCUGAGUGGCUUAGUAUAUGGACUCAUAUCAAUGGCAGCUUAUACAUUUCUCCUAAUUGUAAUUAUACGUAACUGGAAAGAAUUCAAAAAUUCUUUUUAUGUCCUUUAUAUCGUCUCAUCAUUUCUGAACAUGGGCCAUUACUUUAAUCAACUGUUCAUCUAUAAGAUGCCUCAAUAUACAUGUUUCGGAUGUGUCAUGUCUCAUUUUUAUAAAAUGCAAACCUUCUUUGGAAUGGCUUUCUUUCAUUUCCUCUAUACUCAUCUUAUACUUGUACAAUACAAUAUGAUCUUACUAACAUCUCUUAAUCGUUUCACAAUGAUCUUUUUUCCGUUCUCUGUCGAACGAAUUUGGUCGACGCAAUUCACAACCAAAUGCAUCAUUCUGGCCAUUAUCUUGCCCGUCACAGCAGAUUACACCUUGAUUGGAGGAACUUCGAAAUUCAUUUAUCAAAUCAAUUUGGAUAAUUUCGAUCCUCGAUCAUCAGCUUAUGAAAAUAGUCUUUUUACUCGGUGUGCCAUUUACAUGGCCGUCAUUACAUUGGUUGCUCUCAUCAUCAAUGUAGCAUCUGUUACUCGUUUGGUUAUGUAUAAAUCUAAUGUAACCAAGAAGUCUGAAGUCAAUUUGCUUAUAAUGACAUUGUGCAACUUCUUUUUCCAACUAUUACUUACAACCUUAGUGGUGAUGGGUAACUUCGCUGAUGAUCACAACGAUCGUCACAGCAUCAUCAGUGUGCUUUACGUGGAACUAGAGCCAUAUCUAACAGAUUGUUUAUCCUUAUUAUCACCCUUCUUCUUAUACUUAUCAAGCUCCAAGCUAAGACAUUUCAUCAAUCAGAACAUCAAGCCGAAUACCUUCUCGCUUCCAUCCUAUCAUACGAAGUGA
This is a messenger RNA of Auanema sp. JU1783, 903 nucleotides long. Lineage: Eukaryota; Metazoa; Nematoda; Chromadorea; Rhabditida; Rhabditidae. The record is from the annotation of a GenBank genome assembly.